CAACUAAAACAGCAGCGGGACAAAUUAAAGCAAUAUCAGAAAAAGAUUUCUCUACAGCUGGAGCGGGAGAGGAUUGUUGCUCGUCAACUACUAAAAGAUGGCAAGAAAGAGAAAGCCAAGCUUCUGCUAAAGAAGAAGCGUUAUCAAGAGCAACUAUUAGACAAAACUGAAAACCAAAUUAGCAACUUAGAACGCAUGGUCCACGAUAUUGAAUUCACGCAGAUCGAGAUGAAAGUGAUUGAGGGCCUGAAAAUUGGCAAUGAAUGUUUAAAUAAAAUGCAUCAAGUUAUGUCAAUAGAAGAGGUGGAAAGAAUCAUGGAUGAAACCCAGGAGGCUGUAGAGUACCAGAGGCAAAUAGAUGAGAUAUUGUCUGGCAGUUUCACUGCGGAGGAUGAAGAUGCCAUUUUAGCUGAAUUAGAUGCCAUCACUCAGGAGCAGAUUGAUCUUCCAGAGGUUCCCUCAGAGCCUCUCCCAGAAAAGAUUUCAGAAAAAUCGCCCAUCAGAAUCAAACCAAAGCCAGAAUUGGUUGCUGCAUCUUAACUCCACUACCUGCGGGGUAUCCCUGCAUUGAAUCUUGGAAUCCCAGCAUGCCUGGGGUAUAGGAGGCCUCCCUGCUGGCAUUACCCAGCCAUACUGGAGCAGGUUUCCUGCACAGAAUGGAAGCUGUAACUGGUUAACGUUCCCAUAUCAAGGUUAUUUUGUAGCGUGCACACUCCUCCUUUUGUAACUUAAAUGGGAUUAAAUGGUGACUCUUAAACCCUCCAAGCCAAAUGCUUUCUGCGACCAGAUUUCAGCUACAGACCUGCCUCAGGUGCCAGCACAGCCUCUCUCUCGCUCUCUGUCAGUUCCUGGUACGUGUUGGAGCAUGUUGGCACUGCUACAAGCUUUGGCUACCCAGAGGAGAGAACUUCUGUGGGACCUCGGCCUUCCUCUUGACUCAUUUCACACUGGCAAGGAUGGAAUUUCUGAACCUUGUUAAAUCUGUUGGCUUUGUGCCAAGAUGGGAGCAUCUCUUCCAUUAGCAGUUCCAGCUUCUUGUGUUAGCAGCUAGUGGAGAUUCAAGAAGUUUGUUCCAUGUUCAGUAUGCUCUUGAGGAAGUUUGUUCCAUGUUCAGUAUGCUCUUGAGGUUAAUACACUAGCAGACCUGGGCACUGGGGAACAAUGUAAGGCUGAUGGGCUUAUUCAUUAGAAAAGAGAAGGCCUGCUUCCUGCUGGGAGAGAAGUCUAAAUGGCUUGCUAAGGAUUUGUGCUUCAGAUGCUUCCCAGGCCUCUUGCUUUUUCUUUUUCCUCCAGAAUCCCACAGCAUGAAGAUGCUGAACACGAGCUCAGCUUCUGAUAGCUUCUCAAAGAAGAAACAAGCUCACUAAUAGCAGAGGGUUUUUUGAUGACUCCUGUCCUCCCCAGCUUCCCAAAUCUGGGCAGUGAGCGGACUCAGAAAAUGUACCUUUUCUUUUCAGCGAUGGAGCCACCUCUCAUCUCUCCUUCAUUUUUGAGUUACUAGGUGGGCUUAAGAAGAUAGCGAGCCAGUGCCACCCACAUGGUUCUCCUCUUACAGAAAACCUGAAUGUCCCCUCAAUUCCCUGAAUAUUGGAAAGGGCUGGAUGCCAAUUAGUUCUAGAGUGUUGUCUGCUCUGUCAGAUGUUGAAGGCUUGGUUUCACCCAACAUUGCUUCAGGAACUUGUAACUGUGGGCCUGAGCUGCCUUUGCAGUUGCUGUCUACCUUGGUCCUAUCCACUCUUGAGAGCAGGUUCACAUGGGGUACGAUACUUCUUCCCAUAUGGCCUGCUAAAACAGUGCUCCUGUUGAAAGUGGCCAGGCAGGCCAGUGGUUGAGCUGGAACAGGUGAUCUUUAAAGGCUCCUCUAGGAAUACUUGACCUACAGUGGUGUUUGAUGUUCCUGCUAGCUGACCUUUUCACCCAGUAGAAUCAACAGCUGAAAAAACAUUCCUUCUGUUGAAGUCAUCUCCUCUCCCCCUCUACUUCAUUAGAGCAGAAUUCAGAAAUAGAAUAGUAGGAUAGAACUAAAACUAGGGGAGUCAGGCAUCUUGGAGGUGGUGUUUUUCCAGUGGGUUUUGGCCAAGCCCCUUUUGCUUGAAUCUGAUCCUUGAAGCACUCAGGCAACAUUCAUCAUCAGCCUUUGGGGUUCCCCCUAAGGCCUUAAUGCCAUACAAUUGCCACCCACCCCCAGCUCUAGUUAACACCUGAGCAAUGAACUGAAUUGACUUCCCCUGAUUGGAUGGUUCGUAUAUCAAUAAUAUGCUGUUUUGUUACAUUGAUUUUGGAAGCAUUCAGUUUACCUUGGGCUGGUAGUUAAAUGGUUAAGGGGACUUGCAAGUUGUUUGCUUGUUGGCAGAUUUGACAAGAUGCCGCUGUACUUGCAUUGUUCACCAGAUGGCAGUCUUACCCCGAGCUCUUCAUAACUAUGACUGUGAAGGAACACUUACUUGUGUGUCUUAACCUCUUAAUUGCUCUGGAUGGGUUACAUUGAUUUUUAUUUCGUCAGCAAAUGGCAAGGGAGCACCUGGAGGCAUACAAUGCCCUGCUCUGUUAGUGUCCUGGGUAUCAUACAGAUGGGGGUUCUUAAAGGGCUUUAUUAGACCCCUGGUUCACAACACAGCUCAGUGCCUGGGGAAAUAGAUGGAAGAAUGCUUCUAUUUCUUCCUUGCCAGUAAGAACAGAAACGAGAAGAAUUAGUGAAAAUCAAAUCUGCAAAGCCCAUGAAGAAAAAACACUGCUAUGUGCCAAGUGGCCUUAGAGAACAGGCUUGGACUUAGCUAAAUUGCUUUGUGAUUUCCUGAUCCAUUCUCUUCUUGAUGACUCAGGUGGAAUUAAAAGUGUUGUUCAGCCUCCAGGAAACCUU
Messenger RNA from Python bivittatus (Burmese python), 2860 nucleotides. The record is from RefSeq and is a predicted model, not a curated record. Lineage: Eukaryota; Metazoa; Chordata; Lepidosauria; Squamata; Pythonidae.